This is a messenger RNA of Miscanthus lutarioriparius, 2199 nucleotides long. NCBI's taxonomy places the organism in Eukaryota, Viridiplantae, Streptophyta, Magnoliopsida, Poales, Poaceae. The record is from the annotation of a GenBank genome assembly.
AUGAGGCUACUGCGGGUUGCCACGUGCAACCUCAACCAGUGGGCGAUGGACUUCGACACCAACCUCCGCAACGUCAAGGAGUCCAUCGCGCGCGCCAAGGCUGCCGGCGCCGCCAUCCGCGUCGGCCCCGAGCUCGAGCUCACCGGCUACGGCUGCGAGGACCACUUCCUCGAGCAGGACACCACCGCCCACGCGUGGGAGUGCUUAAAGGACAUUUUAACUGGGGAUUAUACGGACAACAUCUUAUGCAGCAUAGGAAUGCCGGUUAUUUUCAAUAGUGUGCGGUAUAAUUGCCAGGUCUUCUGCCUAAAUCGCAAGAUAAUCAUGAUCCGGCCAAAGAUGUCCCUUGCAAAUGAUGGAAAUUAUCGGGAAUUCCGUUGGUUUUCUGCUUGGACAUUUAAAGACGAGAUUGUUGACUUUCAGCUCCCCAUUGAAGUCUCAGAGGCUAUAUCCCAGGAUACUGUGCCUUUUGGUUAUGGAUACAUGCGAUUUUUAGAUGUGUCUUUGGCUGCUGAAACCUGUGAAGAGCUCUUUACAGCAAACGCUCCUCGGAUUGACUUAGCAUUGAAUGGUGUUGAGGUUUUCAUGAAUGCAAGUGGAAGCCACCAUCAGUUAAGGAAGCUCAAUCUUCGGAUUGAUUGCAUAAGGAAUGCAACUCAAACAUGUGGCGGUGUUUACAUGUAUGCUAAUCAUCAGGGAUGUGAUGGUGGCCGCCUUUAUUAUGAUGGUUGUUGCUGCAUUGCGGUAAACGGUGAUUUGAUAGCUCAGGGAUCUCAAUUUUCGUUGAAGGAUGUAGAAGUUCUGGAUGCUCUGGUAGAUCUUGAUGCUGUAUCGAGUUACCGAUCAUCUGUUUCUAGUUUCAGAGAGCAAGCAAGCCACAGAAAAAAUGUACCUUUUGUGAAGGUACCAUAUAAGCUUUGCCAAUCAUUUCAGAGUGGAAUGAUUCCAACUUCUCCAGUUGAGAUUGUGUAUCACUGUCCUGAAGAAGAGAUUGCGUUUGGACCUAGUUGUUGGCUAUGGGAUUAUUUGAGGAGGAGUCAAGCAUCAGGAUUUUUGCUUCCCCUUUCUGGUGGUGCGGAUAGUUCAUCUGUUGCGGCAAUAGUCGGGUGCAUGUGCCAACUUGUUAUAAAAGAUAUAGAGAAAGGAGAUGAGCAAGUUAAGGCAGAUGCUCUUCGGAUUGGGCAGUAUAAAGAUGGGGAGAUCCCCACAGAUAGCAGGGAAUUGGCUAAACGUUUGUUUUACACCGUUUACAUGGGAACUGAAAAUAGUUCUGAAGAUACCAGAUCACGUGCCAAAAGGCUAGCUGAGGAGAUUGGUUCAUUCCACCUGAAUGUACCCAUUGAUAGUAUAGUAUCUGCUUUUCUUUCCUUGUUUGAAACAUUGACUGGGAAGCGACCACGCUACAAGAUUGAUGGGGGGUCAAAUACCGAGAAUCUGGGAUUGCAAAAUAUUCAAGCCCGAAUCAGGAUGGUGUUAGCCUUUAUGAUGGCUUCUCUAAUGCCAUGGGUCCACAACAAAUCUGGGUUCUAUCUUGUUCUUGGAAGCUCGAACGUCGAUGAAGGGUUACGUGGUUAUUUGACAAAGUAUGACUGCAGUUCAGCUGAUAUAAACCCCAUUGGAAGUGUAAGUAAGCAAGACCUGAGGGCUUUUUUACGAUGGGCAGCACUUCAUCUUAAGUAUUCUUCCUUGGCUGAGGUUGAAGCUGCACCACCUACUGCAGAGCUUGAGCCAAUACGGGCAAACUACAAUCAGUUGGAUGAAGUAGACAUGGGAAUGACAUAUGAGGAGUUGUCUAUAUAUGGAAGGUUAAGGAAAAUUUUCCGAUGUGGUCCUGUUUCAAUGUUUCAGAACCUGUGCCACAGUUGGUGUGGAAGAUUAUCUCCGUCUGAAGUGGCAGACAAAGUGAAGCACUUCUUCAAGUACUAUGCCAUAAAUCGGCAUAAGAUGACUGUUUUGACACCAUCUUAUCAUGCUGAGAGCUAUUCACCAGAGGACAAUAGGUUCGACCUUCGCCAGUUUCUGUACAACUCAAGGUGGCCGUACCAGUUUCGGAAGAUCAAUGAGCUUGUGCAAGAGAUGGACAAAGAUGGCAAAUGGGAAACUUCUGCAGAAGGGAAGCUGAGAGGGCAGACAGGUGCGCAGGGAAGCGGAAUGGGAGUUGUGGCGGCGGGAUCUGCCAAUCCCAGUGCUGGGUUCUGA